CAAAAGAUGCCUGAAACAACCUAGUAUAUUAUUUAAUAAGACAUUUAGGUGGCAAUUAGUAUAGAAAGUGCUAAUAUUUGGAAUUCUAUCGUCGCUUAUUAGCUCAUUUGGAAGAGCUGAUUACAAUCUACCUCUCUUUAUAUUUGCUAUAUUUUUAUGGGAGUUCGAGAAAGUGCAAAUUAUUCCAUUCUAACAUAGUUUCAUACUAGGAUCAUUUAUCUAUUGUUAUUCUCUUUCAUAAUUGAUUUUGUCUAUGCAUUGUAUUGGCACAAUUAAUGGAGUAGAUUCAAAAUUUUAGAAACCAAGAUAGAUUCCCUUUUACAUUCUACAGUCAUUCUAACUGCCAUGUUAAAUAUGAUAAUAAAGGUAAAUUAAUAAUAUUUAACAAUUAAUAAGAUAGUAGUAAUUCUUUAUUCAGUAGGUAAUAAUAAUGAAGUAAAACACAAUUUGUUUCCAGGUGCUAUUAAAGAU
Messenger RNA from Paramecium primaurelia, 471 nucleotides. Lineage: Eukaryota; Ciliophora; Oligohymenophorea; Peniculida; Parameciidae. The record is from the annotation of a GenBank genome assembly.